Messenger RNA from Pelobates fuscus (common spadefoot toad), 1176 nucleotides. It is a transcript of the gene PHOSPHO2, whose product is annotated as phosphatase, orphan 2. The transcript is spliced from 2 exons. Lineage: Eukaryota; Metazoa; Chordata; Amphibia; Anura; Pelobatidae. Gene Ontology annotation, molecular function: phosphatase activity. The coding region runs from base 215 to 931 and encodes 238 amino acids. The record is from RefSeq and is a predicted model, not a curated record.
UGCUAGUGACGCAAUCCUUACCUUUGACCUCUGAUAUCUGCUGUGUUCCUUACCACCUGGUGGUGAGUGGUUAUUGAUACUGUGUUGCAGGGUGAGCAGAGUGUCGGUGCCCUGUGUGGAACAUCAUAGAAAUACCUAUAUAAACAUAUAGCAAGUAAGCUGUGUGCCUCUCAUUGAGCUGGUGAACCGUAGUCAAAGUUUUUCUGUUGCCGAAAUGAAGGUUCUUCUGGUGUUUGAUUUCGACCACACUAUAGUUAAUGAUAAUAGCGAUACUUGGAUUGUCCAAUGUGCUCCUGAGAAAAAGCUUCCAUACGGGCUACAAACCACUUACGAGAAAGGAAAAUGGACAGAAUAUAUGGGAAGGGUGUUUACUUAUCUUGGAGAACAAGGAAUAAGAGAAGAAGAUAUGAAAAGGAUCAUGAUUGACAUACCUUAUACACCUGGAAUGACUGACCUGCUCCAGUUUAUUGGCCACAACAAAGACUAUUUUGAUUGCAUCAUCAUUUCCGAUUCGAAUACAAUUUUUAUUGAUUGGAUUCUAACUCACGGCAAUGUUCACACGGUAUUCGAUAAGGUUUUUACAAAUCCUGCUGCUUUUGAUCCACUUGGAAAUCUUACUGUACAAAAUUUUCACAUCCAUCAUUGCACCGAAUGCCCAAAAAACUUGUGCAAGAAAAAGGUGUUGGAAGAAUUUGUAGCCAAACAAGCAACCAAGCAAGUGCAGUAUUCUAAGAUAGUCUAUAUUGGGGAUGGUGGAAACGACCUCUGUCCCGUAACCUUUCUUAAGAAAGGUGACAUUGCAAUGCCUAGGGAAGGUUAUGCACUUCAGAAGCGAAUAGCAAAAGAUAUUGAUUUGAUUGAUUCUUCCAUAAGUGUAUGGUCAUCGGGCAGUGAAAUAUUGUCUCGAUUAAAAUCUCUGUUAGACAAAUAAAUGGAACCUUAGCAAGAUAGAGUAUCCUGGUAAAAUCUGCCCCCUUUGAAUUUUGAGUCCAUAUUAAAACUGAUCUGUAGCAUUUCAGCUUUAUUUUUGAAUCCACUACUUAAAAGUAACUUCAUUUUGUUUUUAACUGAUACUUUUUCAUAUUCCAAUAAUGAUACUCUAACAUUACCACUAGCUUCUGAAAAAGCAUGGACAAGGCACUUCAUGCAAAUUUAUAUUGUGUUCCCUUUCAUAUA